GCAUUACAUUUGAGUUGUUUUUGUCUUACAAGGUACAUGUAUUGUUGUCAUGCGUUCAGUGAGUCGGUUAUUCAUAUCUCGCAGUUUCAGGAUGCUGGAGAGAUCUCCUGCGUUCAUCAUCUCUGUGAGGCUCUUGGGCAAUCAUGGCGGCGAUGACAUCAGUGCGGAGUUCUCUGAAAACACUGAGGCGUCUGGUUGUAUCCCAUCGCCUCCAGCAGUGUCCCAGGCUCCAGGCCUUUGGACCGGCCCAUGUAGUUCAGAUCUCCACACCACUCACUUCAAUUCAAUGGAGAGGCUUCAGAUCCAGCCAUGUGACCUCUGGACAGGUGCUGCAGUUCAAACUCUCAGAUAUUGGAGAGGGCAUUAUGGAAGUGACAAUAAAAGAGUGGUAUGUCAAGGAAGGGGACAGUGUCUCCCAGUUUGACAGCAUUUGUGAGGUCCAGAGUGACAAAGCAUCUGUCACUAUCACAAGCCGUUAUGAUGGCGUCAUCCGCAAGCUGUACUAUGAUGUAGAUGCUAUCGCACAUGUUGGUUCACCUCUUGUAGACAUUGAAACGGACAAAGCGCUGGAGGGCGACCCCGAGGAAGAUGUGGUAGAGACUCCAGCAAUAUCCUAUAACCAAUCACAUGAAAAAACCCAGGCGACACCAGCGGUGCGCCGUCUGGCCAUGGAGAACAAUAUUAAACUAAGUGAGGUGGUCGGGACUGGAAAAGAUGGCCGUAUUUUAAAAGAGGACAUUAUCAGUUUCUUGGCCAAGCAGACAGGAGCCAUCCUCCCUUAUGAGGUCCAGAAGAUCCCAACACCUGUGAUUUCCACUGCUGAUACCCCUCCCAAAGAGGAGACGCCCAUCAUGGCACCUCCGGCGAUCCCGCGACACAUCUUCUCCGGCAAAGACAGGACAGAGCCUCUGAACGGUUUCCAGAAGGCCAUGGUGAAGACCAUGAUCGCUGCUCUGAGAACUCCUCACUUCGGUUACUGUGAUGAGGUGGACCUGACGCAGCUAGUGCGCUUGCGCUCGGAGCUGAAGGACCGGCCCGAGUCUCGGGGUGUCAAACUCAGCUACAUGCCUUUCUUCAUCAAGGCUGCAUCACUAGGGCUCUUGCAGUUUCCCGUUCUCAAUGCCUCUGUGGAUGAAGACUGCCAAAACAUCACAUUCAAGGCGUCUCAUAACAUCGGUCUGGCAAUGGACACUGCUCAGGGCCUCCUGGUGCCCAAUGUGAAGAGCGUUCAGGCCCUCAGUGUUUUUGACAUUGCCGUGGAGCUCAAGCGUCUGCAGGCUCUGGGUUCAGCUGGACAGCUGGGCACCGCUGACCUCACUGGAGGAACUUUCACCCUCUCCAACAUUGGCUCGAUUGGAGGGACAUAUGCCAAGCCUGUGAUUCUGCCCCCGGAGGUGGCCAUCGGAGCUUUGGGAAAGAUCCAGGUGCUGCCCAGGUUUAACUCCCGUGAUGAGAUAGUGAAGGCGUACGUCAUGAACGUCAGCUGGUCCGCCGAUCAUCGUGUCAUAGACGGGGCCACCAUGUCCCGCUUCUCCAACCUGUGGCGGUCUUACCUGGAGAACCCAGCUGCUAUGGUCCUGGAUCUCAAAUGAAGGCUGCUCUGGAAAUGAGAUCUCUGCUGGAGUGUCUUUAGGUUACUUACAACUGCAAAACAGCGUUGUGGCUAUCGUGUGAACACUCACGUUUCUGCUUUCACAUUCAAAAAGGAAGAAAAAAAAAAGACUAAUUUCUUUCCUCUAGAUGCCUUAAUUCAGA
Molecule: messenger RNA, 1755 nt
Organism: Rhinichthys klamathensis goyatoka
Lineage: Eukaryota; Metazoa; Chordata; Actinopteri; Cypriniformes; Leuciscidae
Product: lipoamide acyltransferase component of branched-chain alpha-keto acid dehydrogenase complex, mitochondrial-like
Exons: 11
Coding region: 144-1592 (482 amino acids)
Cellular component (GO): mitochondrion; cytoplasm
Molecular function (GO): acetyltransferase activity; lipoic acid binding
Source: RefSeq, a predicted model, not a curated record